Messenger RNA from Brugia malayi, 219 nucleotides. RefSeq lists its product as uncharacterized. The transcript has 2 exons. The record is from RefSeq and is a predicted model, not a curated record. NCBI's taxonomy places the organism in Eukaryota, Metazoa, Nematoda, Chromadorea, Rhabditida, Onchocercidae. Bases 1 to 219 code for a protein of 72 amino acids.
AUGCAAGUAAAACCUUUGCUAAACGAAAUGGAAGGACAGAAUUUUGCAUUCGAACCAAAAGGUUACAUAUCACACCUAGCAAUGGUGAUGAAAUAUGACAGUAAAAGUUACAGCCUUGUUGGUCUAAUAACACUUGAUGACAUCAUUGAAGAAAUAUUCGGAGAGAUGAAAGUGAGUUUCUCGAUAAUAUCUCUGAAUUGUAUAAUUAAAACAUAUUAA